Papilio machaon (common yellow swallowtail) is the source of this 999-nucleotide messenger RNA. It is a transcript of the gene Fer3, whose product is annotated as protein Fer3. Gene Ontology annotation, molecular function: DNA-binding transcription factor activity, RNA polymerase II-specific; protein dimerization activity; RNA polymerase II transcription regulatory region sequence-specific DNA binding. Lineage: Eukaryota; Metazoa; Arthropoda; Insecta; Lepidoptera; Papilionidae. Gene Ontology annotation, biological process: regulation of transcription by RNA polymerase II; developmental process. The transcript is spliced from 4 exons. The coding region runs from base 148 to 648 and encodes 166 amino acids. The record is from RefSeq and is a predicted model, not a curated record.
UAUAGAAUAUUUUGAUUUAGUGUGAUACGUUCUUGUGGUGUGUCAGGUCGAAGUUGACUACCAUAUCUCGUGGUACAUCACCGACUGGGUGAGGUGCAGUUUUACUUUGUGGUGGUGAUAACAAGUAUCAAGAUUCAUUUCCCGCUGAUGUCAUACGGCAGCGAGACGCCGCACGUCUGGACCAGCUCAGGUAGCGAGGUGUCGCCAUACGGGCCGCUGUGGGAGGCGCCUCCGGCCUCCGUGCCCUACCCCGACAUACUGGCCUUUCCUCCGGCCGACCUGGUAUGGUCUGCGGGCGGAUGCGGUACACGUGGCGCAGCGCGCGCGACGGCAGGCGGCAAGAAGCCGCGCCGGCGCGUGGCCUCGGUGGCGCAGCGCCGCGCCGCCAACAUCCGCGAGCGCCGCCGCAUGUUCAACCUUAACGAGGCCUUCGACAAGCUGAGACGGAAGGUGCCGACGUUCGCUUACGAGAAACGGCUAUCACGCAUCGAAACACUGCGCCUGGCCAUCACCUACAUCGGCUUCAUGUGCGAGCUGCUUCACGGCUCUCCAUCGCCGGCGCCAGCGCCACACCAUGCACACGCGCACGCGCACGCCUUGCACCCACACAGGCAUGUCUUCGAGGCUGAAGUGCCGUGGUGCGCAUAAGUCAAAAAAAAAAAAUAUAUUAUCGUCAAUCAUCUCUUAGUAGAAUCCUCAUUUAAAAAUAUCACUAAGAUAAAAGGUGUUAGUGUGCAUUUACUUUUUAUUUUCGUUUCGAGAAAGCUCAGGACAACCACAUUUUGGAUCUUGGGCAGACCUUAUUUAAGAUUAUUUUUUUUAGAAUAGAUUUGCAAUGACAGUUACUAUUUCGUGUUGUGUUUGAAUCACUUUGUCGGAAUCAUGUACGCUACAAAUUACGAGUAUGUACAUAAAAGUAUAUAGUACUUUUGUAAUGGCACAGAUGCACCAACAAAGGUGUAUAUAGGAUUGAAAUGGGAAGUAAACGUGUGGUUAUAA